This is a messenger RNA of Fulvia fulva, 3606 nucleotides long. Its product is annotated as DNA mismatch repair protein msh6. Gene Ontology annotation, cellular component: MutSalpha complex; nucleus. The transcript has 3 exons. The record is from RefSeq and is a predicted model, not a curated record. Lineage: Eukaryota; Fungi; Ascomycota; Dothideomycetes; Mycosphaerellales; Mycosphaerellaceae. The coding region runs from base 1 to 3606 and encodes 1201 amino acids. Gene Ontology annotation, biological process: mismatch repair. Gene Ontology annotation, molecular function: ATP binding; mismatched DNA binding; ATP-dependent DNA damage sensor activity.
AUGGCGCGUGCCAAGGAUGCCAGCAUCAAGUCAACACCAUCAACACAAAAGGCAGCACCUUCCAGCACGGCCAAAUCAAGCUCCAAACAGCAGAGCAUUGCCGGCUUCUUCACAAAGCGCCCAACGCCUGCUGCAUCAAGCAGCAAGCCUACCAAGCGUGUAGCUGAUGAUGGCGACGGGAAAGUGCCGCGUAGCAGCGCCGAUGCCUCCAGCAACAUAGCUUCCAGUCCGCAGACAGUCUUAGGGGCGUCCCAGCGGAGCUCCAUCAUCGAUGGACGCAACAAGGAGAACGAAACGCCAGGCACGGCAUAUUCUAGCCCUUCUCGAAAGGCCAAGAAGCCAGUCAGCUAUGCCGAAUCCGAUGAAGACGAAGAUGAAGGUCUUAAGCCAUCAUCUGGCAACAGACGUGCUUCGAAGAGACGUAGAAUCAGUGUCAAAGAUGAUGACUCGGACGAUGAGUUUGGUCUCGAUGCAGGUACUCAAGCCGCAAUGCUGGAAAGUGACCAAGACAUGGACGACUUCGUGGUAGACGACGAUCUGGAGGACGAUGUGAAGCCAUCCAAGUCCAAGAAGCGAUCUAAUGCAUCAACUUCAGGCAAAGCAUCGAGCAGAAGCUCCAUAAGGCCUUCUUCUCCCCCAGCACCACUACCAAAGGAGGAGACCGAGGAGAUACCAGUCUCCGGAACGACGACACUACAGUGGCAUUUCGAUCCGGAUGCUCCGCCGUCGUCAGAGCCACGACGAAGCGCUCCUCCCAAGCGGUCAACCACCAGUUCCAAUGGACCACCCAAGAAGCAGAAAGCUCAUACGACAGAGCCAUCUGAGCGAUAUCCUUGGCUAGCUUCGGUGCAGGAUGCGGAUAGGAACCCACCUGAUCAUCCGGACUACGACAAGCGUACCAUUUUUGUUCCUCCAAUGGCCUGGAAUAACUUUUCACCAUUCGAGAAGCAGUACUGGGAGAUCAAGCAGAAAUUUUGGGACACGAUUGUGUUCUUCAAGAAGGGCAAGUUCUACGAGCUGUAUGAGAACGAUGCGACCAUCGGCCAUCAACUGUUCGAUCUUAAAUUGACUGAUAGAGUCAAUAUGCGGAUGGUCGGUGUUCCCGAAGCCAGUCUUGACCAUUGGGCCAACAUGUUUGUUGCGAAAGGCUACAAGAUCGCGCGUGUUGACCAGAUGGAGUCGGCCCUCGGCAAGGACAUGCGUGAGCGAAACAUCAAGGGCAAGAAGGAAGAGAAAGUCAUCCGAAGAGAGCUUGCGUCGGUACUGACCAGUGGGACUUUGGUGGAAGGCAGCAUGCUUCAAGACGAUAUGGCCACGUACUGUGCUGCGAUCAAGGAAUCGGAGCUGGAUGGCAAGCCGCACUUCGGCAUUGCGUUCGUUGACACGGCCACCGCACAAUUUCAACUGACGGAGAUUAUCGACGAUGCUGACAUGACCAAGUUUGAGACGUUUGUCGCCCAAACCAGACCUGGCGAGAUUCUGCUUGAGAAAGGCUGUGUGUCUGCCAAGGCACUUCGCAUGUUGAAGAACAACACUCCGCCGACGACAAUCUGGAAUUAUCUUAAACCGGACAAGGAGUUCUUGUCCGCCGACAAGACCCGCAUGAAGAUCGACGGCGAAGCCUACUUCGACAAGUCAGUUGAAGACAACCUCAGUGCAUGGCCCGCGGUACUGCAAGAGGCCAAGGAGAAGGAGAUAGUAUUCUCUGCCCUGGGCGGCCUUAUCUGGUAUUUGAGCACUCUGAAGAUCGAGCGUGACCUGGUCACUUUGGGCAACUUUGCCUGGUACGAUCCCAUUCGAAAAGCAUCAAGCUUGGUUCUGGACGGCCAAAGCCUGAUCAACCUGGAGAUCUUCGCAAACACGUUCGAUGGAAGCACUCAGGGCACACUCUUCACGAUGCUCAACCGUUGCGUGACACCUUUCGGCAAACGCAUGCUGAGACAGUGGGUGUGCCAUCCAUCGGCAGACGCCAGGAAGAUCAACCAGCGUUUCGAUGCCGUUGAAGCUCUGAAUGCAGAUGGCACUGUCAUGGAUCGAUUCUGCGCGUCGCUUUCCCGACUGCCUGACCUCGAGCGAUUGAUCUCACGCGUACACGCUGGUCAAUGUAGGCCACAGGAUUUCGUCAAAGUCCUCGAGGGUUUCGAGCAGAUCGAGUACACCAUGUCACUCCUGGGCUCAUUCGGUUCUGGCGAAGGACUACUAGGCCAGCUCAUCUCAUCUAUGCCCGAUCUCGCUGGUGCUUUGAACACCUGGAAGGAUGCUUUUGACAGAACCCAGGCAAAAGAGGACGGUCUGUUCAUUCCACAACCCGGCGUCGAGGAGGACUUUGACGAGAGCCAGCAACGUAUUGACGGCAUCGAGAAAGACCUUCAGAAGCUUCUACAAAAGGCACGGAAGGACCUUGGCUCUAGCACGAUCAAAUUCACCGACAACGGCAAGGAGAUCUACCAGCUGGAGGUACCGCUGAAAGUCGGAGGCAAGGUACCGAAGCACUGGAAGCAAAUGUCUGCAACCAAACAAGUCAAGCGCUGGUACUUCCCAGAGCUCGAGGGACUCGUGCAAGACCUCAAAGAAGCGCAAGAGAUGCACGGCCAGGUAAUCAAAGCUCUGGCCGGUCGCUUCUUCGCGCGAUUCGACGCUGAUUACCAGAUCUGGCUGGCGGCAGCUAAGAUUAUCGCUCAGCUCGACUGUCUGAUCUCUCUCGCCAAAGCAUCUGCGUCAAUGGGGUCGCCUUCGUGCAGACCUGAGUUUUUGGAGGAUGACAAUGCACGCAGCGUUCUGGAGUUCCAGACUCUGCGCCACCCUUGUAUUGAGACCACAACCAACUUCAUCCCGAACGACAUCGGCCUAGGCGGCGACGCAGCCUCCAUUACGUUGCUCACGGGAGCCAAUGCGGCCGGAAAAUCAACAGUCCUACGCAUGACCUGUGUCGCAGUCAUCCUCGCGCAGAUCGGCUGCUACGUCCCUUGCGAAUCUGCACGCAUGACGCCCGUCGACCGCAUCAUGUCCCGUCUCGGCGCGCACGACAACAUCUUCGCCGGCCAAAGCACUUUCAUGGUCGAACUCAGCGAGACGAAGAAGAUCCUGGCCGAAGCAACGCCACGCUCCCUGGUCAUCCUCGACGAACUGGGUCGUGGCACCAGCAGCUACGACGGUGUCGCGGUCGCUCAAGCAGUCCUUCAUCAUGUCGCUACCCACGUCGGCGCCUUGGGUUACUUCGCAACCCAUUACCACUCCCUCGCCGCGGAAUUCCAACAUCACCCCGAGAUCGUCGCGAAGCGCAUGGCAGUGCAAGUCGAUGACGACCGCCGCGAUGUCACGUUCCUGUAUCAACUAGAGAAUGGUGUUGCGGAAGGUAGUUAUGGCAUGCAUUGCGCUGCGAUGUGUGGCAUCCCGAACAAGGUCAUCGACCGCGCUGAGGAAGCUGCGCAGAACUGGGAGCAUACGGGCAGGAUUCACGAGAGUCUGCAGAAGGCGCAGGAGAGUAGUUGGUUGCCAUUAGGAUUGCUGAGUGAUAUUAGCUGGGUGCUGAAGGAUGGAGAGGAAGAGGAGGGUGUUGCGGAGAAUGGGCUGGAGGUGUUGAGGAAGGCUAUUGCUGCAUUGUGA